AUGGACAAGACUCAGAGACGCCGAGUCCAGGGGAAAAGAUCACGCACUGGAUGUCUACCGUGCCGCAUCCAAAAGAUCAAAUGCGACGAAACUCAACCCUGCUGUCAACAGUGUUACAAACGUAACCGUGCAUGCAACAUCUCAAGCGCUCGGUUCCGCGUCUAUAAUCGCGGCUCUGAUCCACAGCCUGCCACGGCUCAGAGGCCGUCAAAGUCAUCGGAACCUGACCCUAUCGAUAACAGUUUCCGCAAACCCGACGAAGACGCCCUUGACAGAUCUUGGCAUUUACUUGUUGGCAAUGAUAGCACGUCUCCAGAUCUAGACGCGGCCGCCGAAACGCCCAGUGUCCCCAGCCCAAUCUCAAACACUGUCUAUGACUCGAGUCACAUCCUGGUACGAAUGGCGAGCUUACCGAGGGUCCAUCCUAGUGAAGCUCAACCUCACUUAGCGAUUGGAGCCACCCUGCCAGGUACCUCAGGCACAGUGAGCUCACCUCCAUCAAACAGCAUUGCAGCGCAGUCAGAAGUGCCUCGACGGGACUCAAACAUCCCCGAACCAUUUGAUUUCAUUGUCUCGCCCUCUUCGUUUGGAACAGAUGAGAGUUUGCCGCAUUUGCCCGCAAUGGUCGCGGCACACGCUCUGACACCAUCUGACGACUAUACGAAUGCAAGAGCCAGGGUCUCGACGAGUUUGAUAGACCAGAGAUCGGAAAUCAUAGAAACAGACCCUGAACUGUCCUUUUUCUUGCGGCAAUUCGCCGAUACAAUGGGAAACUGGAUGGAUUUAUUCGAUAUGGAUCGGCAUUACCAUAGAGUCAUACCAAUGCUCGCAUGGAGUAGCCCGCUGCUUCUCUAUUCUGCCUGCGCCGUGGCAGCCAAGCAGCUUACUUUAGUUGAACCAUCUCCACAAGAGCUACGGUCCUAUAUGGAGUUCUGGCAGACCACCUCUCACAAGGACUUUGCAUGGUAUAGCACCAAGUACUACGAUCGUGCUAUCUCGUUACUUUUGAGGUAUGUUUCCGAUGUCAGUUCAGGAGACUCUGGGCAGGAAAGAGCAGAGCAACAAAGUGAGCGUGAUCACGAUCCCAAACCAUGUAGAAAUGAGAUCAUCAUAGCGGCCACCAUCUUAUCAGUUUACGAGUUUCUCACCGCUAGUGACCAGACGUGGUCUGAACACCUUGAUGGUAUCCGAUCCUUUAUUCGUCUAUCGGACGAAUUAGCCUUCAACUUCCAGCCCACGUCGGCAAGCCUAAUCCUUGAUCCUCUGCUACCAAGUCUACUACGGGCUGCCUGUUGGAACUUUGCAAGGCAAGACUUUCUUGCAGCUUUGAUCAAUGGUCACAAGACUAGGCUCGACACUGAAAAUCCAGUUAUCUGGCGACGAAUGGGUCUAAACGUCUCUGCAAAUGGGAAACCAAUAGUCCACGUGCAUUCCGACUCCCCAGAGGAUCCCUAUUCACAGGCUUUACGACCUGACAUAAUAUCUAAUACGCUCGUAUGGCUUCUCUCAAAACUAGCCAACUACGUUGCCCUUGUAAACGAUCCAAGACAGCAAGCAAACUCGGCGAGAGGUCUAGAGAUUACGUGGCUGUCGCUGAAUCAAGACUUUGAACUAUGGCACCAGGGACUGCCCUCUAGCUUUCGACCGUCAUACCGAGUGCGAUACGCGCCGCGUCACAGUGCCGAAGGGUGUCGGACAUGUAGGCACCAGCCUGAAUCAUUGAUUUGUCACGAAACUUGGUAUAGCAACAGUAUGUGUGCCUCUAGCAUACAGUCCUACCACAUGAGUCAGAUACUACUCUUGAUUCACAAACCAGAAGGGCUAGCAGCAGCUCCUAUUUCGCGACCCUCUGCCUCGGAAGGCCCUUUCGAUGCCUUAGCAAGGUUUAACCAGAUAAAACGGGUCCUGCAAUAUCAUGCUGCAGAGAUUUGUGCUAUAGCAUUGUCUAGACUGGAAGCAGCCGCGAAAAUCCAUAUGCUGCAGCCUGUUUACCUUGCAGGUCGUUGUCUACACACUAAAGCUGAUCGUGCUAUUGUUCUGAGGCUACUUGAAUCUAUUGAGAUCGAGUUGGGAUGGAGCUCACGAUACCGAGUGAAUGAUUUACUCAGAGAAUGGGGCAUGGAUCGCGAAGAGAUUAUGGAUUGCUGUAGUUGA
This is a messenger RNA of Fusarium fujikuroi IMI 58289, 2154 nucleotides long. RefSeq lists its product as uncharacterized. NCBI's taxonomy places the organism in Eukaryota, Fungi, Ascomycota, Sordariomycetes, Hypocreales, Nectriaceae. The transcript is spliced from 4 exons. The coding region runs from base 1 to 2154 and encodes 717 amino acids. Gene Ontology annotation, cellular component: nucleus. The record is from RefSeq and is a predicted model, not a curated record. Gene Ontology annotation, biological process: positive regulation of transcription by RNA polymerase II. Gene Ontology annotation, molecular function: DNA-binding transcription factor activity, RNA polymerase II-specific; transcription cis-regulatory region binding; zinc ion binding.